Messenger RNA from Rhinocladiella mackenziei CBS 650.93, 1533 nucleotides. RefSeq lists its product as uncharacterized. Gene Ontology annotation, molecular function: guanyl-nucleotide exchange factor activity. The coding region runs from base 1 to 1533 and encodes 510 amino acids. Gene Ontology annotation, cellular component: cytoplasm. NCBI's taxonomy places the organism in Eukaryota, Fungi, Ascomycota, Eurotiomycetes, Chaetothyriales, Herpotrichiellaceae. The record is from RefSeq and is a predicted model, not a curated record. The transcript has 2 exons.
AUGCUCGUCAGAAAGCACAAGGCUCAAUUUGACGACGCUCCUCCCCAAGAUCACGCGCCAACAAAGCGUCGAACUGCGCCUCAACUCAAAGACGAUGGCCAGAGUACCACAAAUUGUGUUGCAAGCCACAAGCACUUGAAAACACAACGGAAGGGCGAUGUAAGGCUUGCCAAAAGAAGGGUCAUAAACACUGCCCCUAUUCAACCUUUGGAGAUUUAUUGCUUCGGAGGAGGAGAGGCUGGCGAGCUCGGCUUUGGCGGCCAAAAAGGCACAUUACGGAUAUCCCGGCCCCGGUUUAAUCCGCUGUUGACCCCGGAUCGAGCUGGUGUUGUGCAAUUUUCCGUCGGCGGAAUGCAUACUGCUGCCAUCACCUCCGACAAGAAGAUUUUGACCUGGGGCGUGAAUGAUUUGGGAGCCCUUGGGCGAGAUACAACAUGGGAAGCUCCAGUACGCGAUAUUUCAGAGACCGAUGGUGUCAAUUCGGGAUCCGACGAUGACAGUGAGGAGGAUGAAAUCAAUCCAUUCGAAUCUACACCCACCGAAAUCGACCUUACAGCACUUCCGGGAAGACCUACUUUCACUCAGGUGGCAUGCGCAGAUAGUUCUACCUUCGCCGUUACUGACGAAGGCUUAGUCUAUGGCUGGGGAACUUUCAGAGGAAAUCAGGGAGUUUAUGGGUAUUCCCCAAGCGUGGAGGUUCAGAAAAAACCCGCACUCGUUCGAGGCCUACAGAAGAUCACGAAGCUGUGCUGUGGCGAAAACCAUGUCCUGGCAUUGGACGUGCAAGGACAAGUCUAUACUUGGGGCUCAGGACAACAAAACCAGCUCGGGCGUAGACUCAUUGAAAGACACAUGGAUCAAAAACGCAGCUUGACGCCUGAGAAGGUCUGGCUGCCUAAAGGGAUCGUCGAUAUAGGCGCUGGACAGUUUCAUUCCUUCGCAGUACACCAAAAUGGAGAUGUCUAUUCCUGGGGGCUCAACAAUUUCGGGCAAACUGGCCAACCUCUUCGACAAGAUGAAACAGGUUCAGAUGCCCAUCUACCCCAAAUAGUGAAAUCACUGCAACAGAUUGGCAAAAUCAUUUCUGUCACAGGUGGUAAUCAUCACUCCCUGGCAAUCACAGAUGGUGGCGAGUGCCUGGCUUGGGGACGAGUCGACGCUGGCCAAACGGGACUCAAACUUGAUCGACUACCGCCUCAGCACUUGGUCCUGAACUUUCGAGGCCACCCAAGGAUUUUGACUGUGCCAACUCCCGUGCCGGGCAUCGACGCUGUCUUGGUUGCUGCAGGGACUGAUCAUUCUCUUGCCCUAAGUCGUGAGGGAAAGGCGUAUUCUUGGGGCUUCAAUGAAUACUGUCAAACAGGCGUCAGCUCGGAGAACCAAGUCGACGAAGCUACCAUGCUGGACUCGAAAGCGAUCAAGGAGAAAAAAGUGGUUUGGGCAGACUGUGGUGGACAAUUCAGCGUGAUUGCGACGCUGCCUGGAACCAUCAAUCACUCGACGACAGCCAACGGGAUUAACGGACAGAUGUAG